GUGAUUAGGUUCACAUUUUACAUUGCAAUGUGAAGAAAGGACAAACAAUAGGUGUACUCUAGGUCAUGCAGAAAGCUGAGCCAGUUAAAUAUAAUACAAUAGCACACUAUUUAUGCGACCAUAGUUUCACAUAGAGAGAUCCAGAGAGGUUACAAAGAUGGAGAUUUGGGUUGCUAAAGUGAUCAUUCUAGGAGCGCUGUUUCUACUGACUCUUUCAAUUGGACUGCUGCCAAUAACAUUCAUAAAGAGACUACAAAGUGGUGGACAUAAAUUUUCCAUAAGUUGUCUUAACUGCUUUGCUGGAGGCAUCUUCCUUGGAACAACACUCUUACAUCUCCUACCUGAAGCCAGGGAGCACCUGAUCGACAGUCUAAAAAAUGAUCUUAAUAUAGACACUGAGUUCCCAGUAAGUGAGUUCCUGGUGUGUCUUGGAUUCUUUCUGGUAUUGAUUGUUGAGGGAACAGCACUCGCAUGCGGUGGGGCAACAAUAAUACAUGUGCAUGAUACUCAUAGGGAAGAGGAUCACGGUCAUGUUGAAGAAAUACAAAUUGACCUCAGAAAUUCGAAACCUAUUGGGAAACGAGACACUGCUCACUUAGAAAAACAACGCUCAGAGAGUGAUCCAAUUCUAAAGGCAGAAACAGCAUUUCCUAACUAUACAGGAAUUGGUGGACGCAACAACAAACGCUCAGAAAGAGUCAUCGACCAGACUGCUGCAGCUACUGCCGAGGGCUGUAGAAAAUAUCCCAAAGAAACAUUGCAUGAUUCAUGCAGUGACGCUGAUUGUGAAAUUAGUAACUACACUGAGGCACACUGCCACAUUGAUACAAAUCUACAAUACAGAGAGCAACGUGUUAAGUACAUUGCUGCUUUUGUUCUUCUUCUUGCAUUAUCCUUCCACAGUAUUUUUGAAGGUAUCGCAUUAGGUUUGCAAGAGAGCAAUGCCCAAAUAUGGCUGUUGUUUGUCAGCUUGGCAGUACACAAAGCAUUCAUCGCGUUUGGCAUGGGAUCAACAUUUGUAGAAACUUUUGCAAAGAUCAGAACAACUGUAAUAUUUAUGUGCAUUUUCGCAAUUGUUACACCAAUUGGAAUUGUUGCGGGUAUUCUUAUUACCAUAUAUGGUGGUGACAAUGGAAACAAUGUGGCAACAGGGGUCCUCCAAACUAUUGCAACUGGAACUUUUCUGUAUGUUACCUUUUUUGAAGUCUUGGGCCAUGAGAUAGGGGACCACAGUAAAUUCAGCCGGCCCAAAGAUUUAUUGAAGCUCUUGGCAACUAUCAUUGGAUUUUGUUGUGCUGCAACUUUGCAAUUUAUUCCAGAUGUUGACUAGUUGCGGACUUUAACAGUAGGACUUGGGGAAUAAAACUUUUUUACCUUUAAAUUCAAAAUAUGAACAGGUCGUACAAAGUGAUAUUUACUAUAUUGAAACCUGCUUUUAAAAAUAGUGUAUGCUAUUGCUUUUAACAUAACUAGUUUGUUUUGUGUCUCAGAAAAUCCCCUUAUUGAACACAUCACUGUUAUACAUGUAUAUUAGUUUUCCCAUAUCUAUGACAUCAAUUUUUGUUAAAACUAUUAUUUUGUAUUUCCUGAAACAAUAACUUUUUACUACGAAAAAACUAUAUAGUUUGUGUAAUAAAGAAAAACAGAAAAUAUGAUUCUUAAAGCAUAUUCACCUUUUUAAAAUUUACAGGGGCUAAAGGGGUAUAUAGGAAAUUUACAUAUAAGAAAACAAUUUUCAAAAUACGAUGAAUAAUGCUAUUAUUCAAAAUAGAAAAAUGACAU
Messenger RNA from Owenia fusiformis, 1782 nucleotides. NCBI's taxonomy places the organism in Eukaryota, Metazoa, Annelida, Polychaeta, Sabellida, Oweniidae. The record is from the annotation of a GenBank genome assembly.